Messenger RNA from Lates calcarifer (barramundi perch), 1039 nucleotides. It is a transcript of the gene tcima, whose product is annotated as transcriptional and immune response regulator a. Gene Ontology annotation, cellular component: cytosol; nucleus. Gene Ontology annotation, molecular function: Notch binding. The record is from RefSeq and is a predicted model, not a curated record. The coding region runs from base 149 to 451 and encodes 100 amino acids. Gene Ontology annotation, biological process: negative regulation of Notch signaling pathway; endothelial cell activation involved in immune response. NCBI's taxonomy places the organism in Eukaryota, Metazoa, Chordata, Actinopteri, Centropomidae. The transcript has a single exon.
CAGGCUGAGCUCUCCAGCGCUCACUCAUUCACUCAAGCUACAAGCCGCUCCGGCGAAGCAGUGCGCACCUAACAACUCACCCUCACCGAGUUGAAGGGCCACUCUUGGAGCAGAAACGAGACAUCCACCGGAGAAACAAAGAGACAAAAUGUCGACCUACGUGUCCUCUGAAUGCCGCCGGGUCAGCCCCUCUGUCCACGGCAACAAGUUUGACACGGCGCAUCGUAAGAAGGCCGUGGCCAACAUCUUCGAGAACGUCAACCAGGACGCGCUGAUGAGACUCUUCCAGAAAACGGGCGACAUGAAGGCGGAGGAGCGAGUGAGGAGCAUCUUCUCCUACACCCAGGACCCAGAGGAGACAGCCCGGGCCCUGAUGGCUCUGAAGCAGCGAAAGAAGGACAAGUUCCUUCAGAUCGCGGGUAUGGUCCGACAGCUGCUCAACCUGCGAUGACUGUUCUAUGCCAGUGUUUGACCGCCUAUAUCUCUCUGUCGGCUCCUGUGUGAGCCGAAUGUGAAAACACUCCCAACCCUGGGUUACAGCCGUAGGUGCGGCUCACCUGUCGCCUCUGCAGACGCGUCAGGUGCGGGGAGUGUGCGGCCAGCCGCCUAGAGGGCAUCAUGCAGCAGCUGUGGCCUCAUGGAUGGAGGUGACAGCGGUGAGUCCUGCCUGGACCGGAUGGAGCAAGAUGAACUAACUGGGAAUAUGAAGGGCAUACACGUCUAAUUUGAGACUUGAAUUCACGAAUGCAUUCUUGUGGAUGCUUGACUGUGAAGCAGCUUCUUGCACAGUUGCACAUCACUGUGUUGAUGCUGGUGCGCAGCUGCAGUAAGAGACUUUAUCGUGCCGAAGAACCUGCCUACAUGAAUGCCUGUCCUGAACACAUGCCUUGUCUCUCAGCUUCACUGUGUAAUAAGAACACUGUCAUUAGUGGCCACUAAUGUCUUAUUGUCACAAAUAUGCUAUAGCAAUGAUUUGCAUUUAUUACGUUCCUUUUUGUGUCAUUUUUAAUAAAUUAUUGGAUUGUAUACAAAAGUUGAA